AUCACUCCCCUGCAUUUGCAUUAUAGCUCCAUGUCUGAAGGAGGAGCCUCCCUACCUUCUAAGCCAUGCCAAGAAACCAGUCUUAAUAAUGAGAAACAAGACGACGAAGAAGCCUACCAAGAAACCAUUGCAAAAUAUGGAGAAUUGGUGCUAAGCCUUCCAAAAGAAAGAGGCUGGAUGACUCAACAUCUGGUCCAAUACCAAGGCUUCUGGCUUUCCCCUGCCUGCGACUUCAAAGGCGCCUUGAUGCUCCAGCACCAUUUUCAUGCUCGACCAUCCGAUAUCUUCUUGGCCACCUUUCAAAUCACAGAUGACAAGUUCAAUGCUUCUGGAUUGACAUUUGGUCCCGCUGCCGAGGAUAGGCUGUCUUUUACUGGACACUCCACUGCAAGGGAAAUAGUACAUGUUGCUGCUCUAUACGAGAGAACCAAGAUAUUACCAACAUCAGGUGGAGGUUCUGUCAGUUCCAGGAUUAGAAAUGGGAACAAGAUCGAGAUAGUGGCCUGGAGUUUUCCCAUAGACAACCUCAAAUAUGAGGAUUUGAAGGACCCCUUUGUUCAUUUGAAGAGAUUAGCUGAAUUUUUGGGCCAGCCAUUUUCAUUAGAGGAAGAGAGAAAGGGGGUUGUGCAGGAAAUAAUAAAGCUCUGUAGUUUUGAGAAGUUGAGUCAUCUGGAGGUGAAUAAAACCAAGGUGCAAUGGUUUACUAGCCAGCUUGUUGUUAAGAACAGUUACUUCUUUAGGAAAGGUCAAGUUGGGGACUGGAAAAAUUAUUUCACAGAUGAGUUGGCAAGACGUCUAGAUCAGAUCACAGAUGACAAGUUCAAAGCUUCUGGAUUUACAUUUGGUGCCUCUGCCGAGUAA
This is a messenger RNA of Prunus dulcis (almond), 861 nucleotides long. RefSeq names its product cytosolic sulfotransferase 16-like. The record is from RefSeq and is a predicted model, not a curated record. Gene Ontology annotation, cellular component: cytoplasm. Gene Ontology annotation, molecular function: sulfotransferase activity. Gene Ontology annotation, biological process: sulfation. Bases 31 to 861 code for a protein of 276 amino acids. The transcript has 3 exons. Lineage: Eukaryota; Viridiplantae; Streptophyta; Magnoliopsida; Rosales; Rosaceae.